Molecule: messenger RNA, 1762 nt
Organism: Cryptomeria japonica (Japanese cedar)
Lineage: Eukaryota; Viridiplantae; Streptophyta; Pinopsida; Cupressales; Cupressaceae
Exons: 5
Coding region: 256-1512 (418 amino acids)
Source: RefSeq, a predicted model, not a curated record
AAAAGAACCGGUGGUUUUUUAAAUUAAGGGUGCCCCGAACGGACAGAGACAUGAGCAGGUUCACCAAAAAUUCCCCGACAAAUUGCGUGAUUUUUUUUUUCCGUAGGUCGUGACAUGCAAACAUAAAAACUCAAUACAAAAUCGUGAUAUAUUGGUACACAAUAUCGUCGAGUGAGAUCAUGUUCUGCUGUGUCUUCGAGGCCUGCAUUUCUGCUAAGCUCAAAACUUGCAAACCCUAAUUAAGCAUCCGGUCACAUGGAAGAUCAUAAGGAAAACUUGUUUGCCGGGCUACCUCCUCCUUCAUCGCUCGCCGAAGCGCCUCAGCCCUCCGCAAAGCAGAAUGCCGCGAAUUUCAAGACAGAGGUUAAGCCCCUGGUUCCACCUAAGCCAACGGAAGUCCCCAAGGGCGCGCUUAAGCGGCCAGAUAAGAGGUCCGCAACACAGGUCGAAGAUAACAAAGAAGUUGGGGAUAAGGAAGCUUCCAAACGUGUGAGAUUCAAGAUGACUGUUGAUGCAAGUACAAAACAAGUUUUAGAUGCCAUGCAAAAGAUAUCAACUCAUAUUGGAAAUCCUGCUAAAUUCAGUAAGGCAUCAAAAUUGGCAUUGCAGUUAGUGCAAGCAGGCAGUGUGAAUGCAGAAACUUGUGAUCGUUUUUUUGAGGUACUCCAAGCUGCAAUGGCUUCUCCAUCCUCCUGCACAAAUCCUGGACUGAGAGCAGAUUAUCAUGCACUUUUCUCUGCAGCACAAGAUAUUGUCAAUUGCUUCAAUAAACAACAGCAACAGCAAUUGGAGACUUGGAUUAUCCGUGCACAAGUGGCAAAUGAUCUUUUUACUGAUGACAGCUUUAUAUUUUCCAAAGCUUCUGCACGAGUAAGGCAGGCAAUAAGCUCAUUACCUGAGGCAUCAACUGAAGACGAUAUCUUGGAAGAAAUGUUGUUAUCGAGUAGGGAAGAUGAAAAUGGUUGUGUUGGAAAACCCAAAGACAUACCAGACGAAGGGUUACAGGAAUCAGAAGCCUAUCCAAUAAAACAAGUUCCAUCUACUACAGAUGAACUGGAGACUGACCCUUUUGGGCUGGAUGCUCUUUUACAAAAACCAUCAAAAAAGGAUGAAAAGGCAAGGAAAAAGAAAGAUGAAGCAGCUUCAAACAAAAAAGCACUGGAUGAUGCUGGAAAGAUUUUGAGAGAACAUCGAGAAGCUCUGAUGCAGUGUCUAGAGAUAGGAGCUGGUCGCUACAGAGUUCCUUGGGCACAGACCAUGAUUGAUAUCUUGGUGAAGCAUGCUUAUGAUAGCAUAUCAAGAUUUACAGCUCGACAAAGAGAUAUUAUAGAAAAAUUGUGGGCAUCUAUUCGAGAUCAGCAAAUGAGGAGAAGACAAGGAAAGUCUGCAACUGGAAAGCUUGAUGUAACUGCAUUUGAGCGGCUACAGGAGCGAUAUGCAAAUGAAAAGAUUAGCAUACGUCAUGGUGUCGGGGAUGGUGGAGAGCGUCGUGCACAGCAAUGGCUAGGAUGAUGUCUUCAUCAAUUUCUUCCAUAUCAUCUGUAUUUAUAUAUUUUUCCCACAAUGAUCCUUUCUUGCAGAGGGACAAAAGCAAUGUAAAGGAAAAAUGUUACAUUUUGUAUUUGGUGAUUCUUGGUUCUCCUAAUUCAAAUCUGAUCAACCUUAAGAAAAACCCAAUUAAUGAAAUUAUAAUGUGACAUAAUUUUAGAGGGUUUAUUCCAAGGUUAUACUGAUGUACGCAUAACCAGGUGUGGAUCUCCAA